This is a messenger RNA of Ailuropoda melanoleuca (giant panda), 2159 nucleotides long. RefSeq names its product cytochrome P450 family 8 subfamily B member 1 (gene CYP8B1). Gene Ontology annotation, molecular function: sterol 12-alpha-hydroxylase activity; iron ion binding; heme binding. The transcript has a single exon. NCBI's taxonomy places the organism in Eukaryota, Metazoa, Chordata, Mammalia, Carnivora, Ursidae. The record is from RefSeq and is a predicted model, not a curated record. Bases 78 to 1583 code for a protein of 501 amino acids.
GUCACUCAAAAGCUCUCAAAAGCUCUCUGGCACCCAGAGAACAGUGUGUCCACAGCUCAACCUAGAAGAGCACAGCCAUGGUCCUCUGGGGUCUGGUGCUGGGAGCCCUGCUGGUGGUCACCAUGGGGUGCCUGUGUCUGCUGGGGCUGCUCCGGCAACGCAGGCCCCAGGAGCCCCCUCUGGAUAAGGGCUCCAUACCCUGGCUGGGCCAUGCCGUGGCUUUCCGGAAGAAUAUGUUUGAAUUCCUGAAGCACAUGCGGGCCAAGCAUGGAGAUGUGUUCACAGUGCAGCUAGGGGGCCAGUACUUUACCUUUGUCAUGGACCCCCUUUCCUUUGGCCCCAUCCUCAAGGAUGCACAGAGAAAACUAGACUUCGUGGAGUAUGCAGAAAAACUGGUGCUAAAGGUAUUUGGAUACCAGUCGGUGCAAGGAGACUACCGGAUGAUACACUCUGCCAGCACCAAAUACCUCAUGGGGGAUGGCUUGGAGGAUCUCAACAAAACCAUGCUGGACAGCCUGGCCCUGGUUAUGCUGGGGCCCACGGGCCGGAGUCUGGAUUCUAGCUGCUGGCAUGAAGACGGCCUCUUCCACUUCUGCUACAAUGUCUUGUUCAAGGCUGGCUACCUGAGCUUAUUCGGCUACACAAAGGACCAGGAGCAAGACCUGCGACAGGCAGAGGAGUUAUUUGCCCAGUUCCGCAAGUUUGACCGCUUGUUCCCCAGGUUUGUGUACUCCCUGCUGGGGCCCCGGGAGUGGCUAGAAGUGGGCCGGCUCCAGAGUCUCUUCCAUAAGACACUCUCUGUGCGGCACAACUUGGAAAAGAAUGGCAUCAGCAACUGGAUAUCCUACAUGCUUCACUAUCUGAGGGAGCAGGGAGUAGACCCAGCCAUGCAGGACAAGUUCAACUUCAUGAUGCUCUGGGCCUCCCAGGGGAACACGGGCCCGGCCUCUUUCUGGGCCCUCUUGUUCCUGCUCAAGCACCCAGAAGCCAUGCGGGCUGUGAGGGAGGAGGCCACCCAAGUCCUGGGAGAAGCGAGGCUGAAGGCCAGGCUGUCCUUUGACUUUGAUGUCAGUGCCCUGCACCACACUCCGGUGCUGGACAGUGUGAUGGAGGAGACGCUGCGGCUGGGGGCUGCGCCCACCCUCCUCCGAGUGGUACACAGUGACCAUGUCCUGAAGAUGGCCAAUGGACAGGAGUACCUGCUCCGAAGCAAAGACAUCGUGGCCCUCUUUCCCUAUAUUUCAGUGCACAUGGAUCCUGACAUCCACCCGCAACCCACGGCCUUCAAGUAUGAUCGCUUCCUCAACCCCAAUGGUAGCCGGAAAGUGGACUUCUACAAGGCCGGCAAGAAGAUCCACCACUACACCAUGCCGUGGGGCUCAGGUGUCUCCAUCUGCCCUGGGAGGUUUCUGGCCAUCAGUGAGAUGAAGCUCUUCGUCCUCCUCAUGGUCACAUACUUUGACCUGGAGCUGGUAGACCCUGCCACACCUGUGCCACCCGUGGAUCCCCACCGCUGGGGCUUCGGCACCACCCAGCCCAGCCACGAGGUGCGCUUCCGUUACCGCCUGCGACCUACUAACUGAGCUCUGCCAAGAUGGCCGCGAGCCUGGCCUCAAGACCCCCCUUGGGCUCUCCACCCCCUCCAGCCCCUCUGAAGCCCCACCCUUCCCUCUGGUUCUGUGGGAUCUCCUACCUCUGUCCUGGCCGCCUUCCUUGCUCUCGGGCUUUUCUCUACCUACUUGAGAGGCUUCUCCAGCUCUCUUGAAAACACUAUCACUCAGAGUGGAUUCUGCAGAACCCCCCCCCAUACAAAGCCCAGAGGAAGGGAAAGUAUCUGGGGAAAAACUUAGUUUGGCAAAUAAUGCGCGUACCUUGACAAGUCCUGCAGUACAGAAACGGGCUAUCAUGAGUAAACAGUGUCCUGCAAGUCCUACAAGUUACCCUCCAGCCUCCCACCUCACUUUAUUAUUGUCCUCAAUGCCUAUUCUACAGCCUGUGGACUUCAGGUUCGUCCAGAGCAAGACAAGGCAAGCCACAGGUGUAAUUUUUCAUUUCCUAGUUGACACAUUUUUUUUUAAAGAUUUAUUUAUUUAUUUGACAGAGAUAGACAGCCAGCGAGAGAGGGAACACAAGCAGGGGGAGUGGGAGAGGAAGAAGCA